Messenger RNA from Eriocheir sinensis (Chinese mitten crab), 13211 nucleotides. RefSeq names its product basement membrane-specific heparan sulfate proteoglycan core protein-like. Gene Ontology annotation, molecular function: calcium ion binding; cell-cell adhesion mediator activity. Lineage: Eukaryota; Metazoa; Arthropoda; Malacostraca; Decapoda; Varunidae. Gene Ontology annotation, biological process: dendrite self-avoidance; axon guidance; homophilic cell-cell adhesion. The transcript is spliced from 65 exons. The coding region runs from base 23 to 11416 and encodes 3797 amino acids. Gene Ontology annotation, cellular component: axon; plasma membrane. The record is from RefSeq and is a predicted model, not a curated record.
CUCAUGGCAUCCCCUUCCACAGAUGGAGCAUGCUGGGCAAUACUAUUGCGAGGCCCAGGGAGUUUCCCAGUCGACAGCCAACUGGAGGAAGUCCGUCUAUCUGCAGGUCACUCCUUAUUCACCCAUCAUCGGUCCGACCCCUACAGUGUGCUCGGCCCUGCAGGCAACAUGCGGGAGUGGCGAGUGUAUCAACAAGACCCAGGUGUGCGACAACCGCCCGGAUUGCAAGGACGCCUCAGAUGAGCUUCGCUGCAGUGCUAAUGGAUGUGAACCCAACGAGUACCAAUGUGAGAACCGCAAGUGUGUGCUCAAGACAUGGCUGUGUGACUCCGACAAUGACUGCGGUGAUAACUCGGAUGAACAGAACUGUGCCCCGAGUCCUCCUGGCUCCACCUGUCGCAGCAACGAGUUCACCUGUCAAUCCGGGACUCAGUGCAUCCCCAAAUCCUUCCACUGCGACGGGGACGUGGACUGCAUUGACACGUCCGAUGAGGUUGGGUGCACCAAGCCCAUCGUGAUCGAGCCGCCCCCACGCAACGUCGUAGUCCAGGUGGGCGAGUCGUUCACCCUCACCUGCGUCGUCAUGGGCACCCCAACACCCAUCGUCCUGUGGCGCCUCAACUGGGGUCACGUUCCCGCCAAGUGUGAGAUGACCAGCGAGAAUGGCCGUGGCGUGCUGAUCUGCCCUGACGCCCAGCCCACAGACCAGGGUGCAUACUCCUGCGAGGCCAUCAACGGCAGGGGCUCGGUCUUCGCUACUCCGGACGCCAUCGUGGUGGUGUCGGGAAGCCCCACCGUUCUCUGCCGGCCCCCCCAGUUCAACUCUGCCGCCAUAAAUCGUAAUGACUGUCUGAACUGUUUCUGCUUCGGUGCCACGGAUCAGUGUUACUCCAGCGACAUGUACAUUACGCAGCUGCCUCCACCCAGCAGCGAUUCGUUCACCCUCGUCGGAGCCAACCAGGACCAGUUUCAGGGCAACUACGUCAUUCGGGACACCCAGUACCCACUCUCCUCCUCGCACCUGGUUCGCGGCCAACCCAGAACCCCAUCGGACAGGGCUACGCUCGCCGUGGACCGCUCAAACCUAAGAGGACCGAGAGACCUGGUGAUCUAUUUCUCGCUGCCUAGCUCUCACAAGGGACAACAGCUGGCUUCCUUCGGUGGCACGCUGCACUAUAGAAUCCACUACUCCCGUAUCGGUGCGAGCCAGACUACCAGCUACCCCGACGUCAUCAUUAGGGGCAACAACGUGACGCUGAUGUACGUACACGACGGGACGUUCGCCCCCGACAUCGAGAACCGAGUGGACGUACGCUUCUUCUACGGGCAAUGGUUCAAGCGCGUGGCGACGAACGGCGGGAACAUUCAGACUCAGAACCCGGCCACCAGGGAGGAGAUCAUGAUGGUGCUGGAGAACAUGGACCUGCUGCUCAUAAGAGCGCUGUACACUGACGGGGACUUCAUCAACACCACGCUGUCGGACGUACAGAUGGACACCGCUCAGUUCGCCAGGACCGACCAGGGACAGGCUAUGCUGGUGGAACAGUGCACCUGUCCACCUGGCUACAUUGGAAUCUCUUGCCAGGACUGCGCGCCAAACUACAGCCGUGUGCAGGAUGGCCCGUGGCUGGGACGAUGUGUGUCGACCCUCGACUGCGGCCCGAACGAGUACGGCGACCCCAUCAACAACAUACCCUGCAGCCCCUGCCCGUGUCCUCUCUCCACGCCGAGCAACCAGUUCAGUUCGUCCUGCUAUCUCGACAACGAUGGACGGGUGACAUGCAACUGCCAGCAAGGUUACGAGGGUCGGCGCUGCGAAAACUGUGCUGUCGGCUACACGGGCAAUCCCAACGUGGUCGGGGACUAUUGUAAACCAGCCCCAGUGACCUGCUUGACCACCUUCACCUGCUUGGACGGGUCGGAGCAUCCCUGGUCCCGGAGGUGUGACGGGAUCAAGGACUGCUCACAACACGAGGACGAGAGGGACUGUGGGGUCUGCUUCAACAGUGGGCACCGAUGUUAUGACGGUCGCUGUGUCCAUUUCGAGCGGAUCUGUGACGGCCAUCCGGACUGCCCUGAUGCCAGCGAUGAGUGGCGAGAGAACUGCCUGGACGAGCUGCCUUGCGAUCACAUCCAUCAGUGGACUUGCGCCGACGCCACCCACCGCUGCAUCAACCGAAAUCAACACUGCGACGGCAUCUACGACUGCCCGGAUAACUCGGAUGAACUCUACUGCAACUGCACAUGCGAGGAGACCUUCAACUUCCGCUGCUAUGACGGGACUUGCUUGGAUAAGAGCGUGAGGUGCAACGGAAGAAUCGACUGUCACGAUAAGUCCGAUGAGCUGGGAUGUCCUUGUAACCCCAAAGUCCACCAUACCUGUGGAGACGGAUCGUGCGUUGAGCUAUACCGGGUCUGUGACGGAAUCCCAGACUGCAGGGACAGGAGUGAUGAGCCUCGGUGGUGUGGCUGUGACCCCACCACCAUGCAUCGCUGUGGUGACGGGACAUGUAUCCAGAAGAGUGCGGUGUGUAACGGGUAUCCAGACUGCCGGGAUUACAGCGACGAGCCUCCGAAUUGCAAAGAGAACUGCGACCCAAUCCGAGAGUUUACGUGCGGAACCGGGAACUGCAUCGACGUCCGGCUGGUGUGUAACGACUUCAGCGAUUGCCGAGACGGUAGCGACGAGUACUUCUGCAGCAUCUGCCCCGAGAACCAGUUUCAGUGCGGCGAUCGAACGUGCGUCAGCCGCCAGCAGCUAUGUGACGGCCGGCCGGACUGUCGCGACGAGAGUGACGAGAGCGAGAGAGCCGGCUGCUGCAUCGCUCCGUACUUCUUCCGCUGCAGUAACGGCUUUUGUAUCGAGUCGCAGAGAGUCUGUGAUGGGUACUUGGACUGUGAGGAUGCGGCGGAUGAGACGAACUGCCAUAACCAGUGUGACCCGGCAGGCAGCUUACAGGUCAACCCAGUCACCGGAUACUGCGAGUGCAAGGAAUUCACGACCGGCCCACGCUGUGACCAAUGCAAGGAUAAGUCUUUCUACCUGAGUGGGAGGAACAUUGAGGGCUGCAUCCCCUGCUUCUGUAUGGGCAUCACCUCUACCUGCACUUCCUCCACCUUAUACAGGCAGCAGGAGUCCGCUUACUUCACCAACGACCGCCAAGGCUUCGAGAUUGUGGACAGCGAUCAGCAGAACUUCAUCAGGGAAGACCUCUUUGUGGACACCAGCCGCCAGGAGUUGGUGUUCCAGGACUUUGGGCGACAUGGACAGAGGGUCUACUACUGGAAGCUCCCUCAGAGGUUCCUGGGUGACAAGGUGACAUCCUACGGCGGCAACCUGACCUACACGCUGCGUUUCGUCCCAGCUCCCGGAGGCCAGAGCUCCACCAACAACGCCUACGAUGUCGAGAUCUUCGGUAACGACAUCGUGCUGCGACACUUCCGCCAAGGCCAGCGACCACUGUCCCCCACGCGCCAGGAGACGAUCGUGGUGCCGCUCUACGAGAGGUACUGGCAGCGGCAGAACGGACAGGAGGUGAACAGGGAGCACCUCAUGAUGGCCCUCGCUGACCUGGAGCACAUUUACAUCAAGGCCACGUACACCACAGCCACGGAUGAAGUUGGCCUGCAGAGCGUCAACAUGGACUACUCCGUGACCCGCAACACUGGCCAGGAGCGAGCCCAUGCCGUUGAGAUGUGCCAGUGUCCUGAACAGUACAUCGGCACGUCUUGCGAGGACUGUGCCGUCGGCUACACUCGCUCCCUCUCUGGCGUCCAUCUCGGCACGUGCGAGGCUUGUCAGUGCAACGGCCACUCCACCGAAUGUGACCCAGUUUACGGCACCUGUUUCAACUGCCGAGACAACACCGCUGGCGACUUUUGUGAGCAGUGUGCUUCGGGCUACAGGCUUGCCGGGAACACCUGCUACCCCGACAGCAGCCCAGACGAAUGCAACUGUGAUUCGCGGGGUACUGUGUCCUGUGAUCGGGGCAGAUGCCAGUGCAAGUCGUACGUCGUGGGCCCUCAGUGUGACUCCUGUCGCUCCGGAUACUUCCACCUCUCCGCAGAGAACCCGUCCGGCUGCCUGUCAUGUUGGUGCAAUGGUGCCAGCUCACAGUGCUUCUCCUCCAACUACCACCGCAUGCAGCUACCAAUGCAACUCCUGUCCGAUCACGGUUUUACCUUCUCUAACAGGCUGCAAACCAACGUCAUCCGCGAUGGCUUCAACGUCAACCUGGCCAACAACGAAAUCUCCUUCUCAAGCUUUGAAAACCUGCGCCAGAGGGAGACGUACUUCUGGUCACUGCCGCAGAUGUUCACCGGAAACCGUCUUGAGUCAUACGGAGGCAACCUGACCAUCACCCAGCGCUACCAGACCCGAGCCGGUGGAAACACGUACUCUGAUUCGGACAUCAUCAUCCGCAGCUCCGGGGGACGAGAAUUUAUCUGGAUGACGCCUCAGUCGCUGGUACCGAACCGUGAGCAGACGUAUACAGUGACGCUGACCGAGAACAGCUUCACCGUCAACCAACAGCCGGCCAGUAGGUCUGAAUUCUUGAAGGCCCUGUCAUCCAUCGAAGCCAUCCUGAUCCGUGCCACCCUUAGCGAGGACAUGCUGGCAACCUUCCUCAGCGACGUCAUCAUGGAUACUGCCGUUCCCUCGCAGACCGGCCAGCCCAGAGCCUUGGAGGUGGAGCAGUGCCGAUGCCCCAAGGAGUAUGCUGGACUGUCCUGUGAGACAUGCAAGGCGGGUCACUACCUCACCUUGGCCAACAACCGGUGUCGCCAGUGCCCCUGCAAUGGCCACGAGUCCUCCUGCUACGAGAGUCCCGAUGGCAGCGGAGUCCAGUGCGAGUGUCUGCCCGGGUAUUAUGGUCCCAGCUGUGGGGAAUCAGGUCUGAUGCUAGAGCUUAGGCCCAUCAGAGUGCUCUUCAGCCGGACAGAGCGGGAGGUUACGGAGAACUUCACCUGCUCCUACCACUCCUCCGAGCCUCUCCGCAUGACAAUAACACGCGAGCCUUCCUGGGUGGAGGACGGCGCCCCCGCAGCACUCAUGGACUCGCAGGCGCCGCACCUCAUAGAGCAAUACGCGCAUGGGGCUAAAUAUUUCUCGCUCCUGCGCCUCCUCCGUGGACACAGGGCCGUUACGUGCAGGGUUUAUGAUGCCAGUAGUAAGGAGGUGGCGCAGAUGUCCUCACAGAUUUUGUAUACGUAUGGGGAUUGGACGGACUGGGGACAAUUCCCUCCCCCCACACCUGACGAGGCGGCAAACAUCGUGGUGACAAUCUCCGAGCCCAGCAUCAAGGUCGUGUCCGUCAACUCCACCGUCGAGCUCUCCUGUUCCGCUCGGGCAGUGACGGGCAUACAGGCUCGCAUCCCUGUCACAUGGAGCAAGGUCGAUGGAGAGCUGCCAUACGGGAGGUCUCGGGACAACCGCCAAGGACUUCUGGUGAUCUCUGAGGUCCGAGCGUCAGACAGCGGUGUGUACCUCUGCACUGCCAUUGACACCUAUGGACGGGUGGUCAGCGAGAGAGUCACGCUCACCGUCAGCCGCGGACCUCCCGUUGUGAUCCUUGAGCCAAGACGAGACACCUUCGACGUGCAGGUCCGCGGCUCCUUGGUUGUGCGCUGCUCCGUCGAUGGCACCCCCCAGGGUCAAGUUUCCUGGACCUUCGGACGCAACCGCCAACUACCUUCUAAUGUUUACCAGCAGAAUGGAGUGUUGACCCUGCAAGACGCACAGCCAUCCAACACGGGCGAGUACUAUUGCACCUCCACCAACGCCUAUGGCCAAGGCAUUGCUCGGAUCUACAUCAACGUCCCAACCAGCCUUCCCACACCCCCCCCCGGCCCUGGAGAGAUCAUUAUCAUCCAGCUGUCGGAGGAGAAUGUAGUGGCACGCGCCGGAGAGACCGUACGAGUGAGCUGUUCGGCUGGCAGGACCCCCGGCAGCGUCACCAUCGAGUGGAGUCGUCGCGCUGGCACACUGCCCUCGCAAUCACAAGUUGAGGACGGAGAGCUCCAGAUCCCAAGGGCCCAACCAGUGGACUCCGGCAUCUACGUGUGUCGCAUAACAGACCAGCGCACGUCCUAUUUCAACGAGGCUUCGACCAGAAUCACCAUCAGCCAGGAAACGACCCCACCACCAACAGUUCAGAUUCGGCCCGAUCGACGCACCAUCAACCAGGGCACCAACGUGGAGGUGUUCUGCCAGGCCACCGGAGACCCGCCACCCACCGUCACCUGGACCAAGGUCAAUGAGCCACUGAGUCCGAGAACAACAGUCGAAAACAACAUUCUGCGUAUCACCGGCGCCCUCGUGAGUGACCGUGGGAUGUACCUCUGCACGGCGCGUAAUGAGGGCGGUUCAGCGCAGGGAGCGGCCAUCAUCGAGGUGGAGCGACGCGAGCCACCCCAGAUCGAGAUGUACCCUGAGAUGAAGCAGACCAUCGUUGUGGGUGCCAGUGCUCUCUUCCAGUGCUACUUGACGGGCGGCAUUCCUACCCCUAGCGUGAGCUGGACUCGUUCCGACGGACAACCCUUCACGGCCAACACGGAGACCUUGAGUGGGGGGGUGCUGAGAUUCAACCAGGUGCGCGGGGACGAGGAAGGUAUCUACAUGUGUACGGCAGAAAACGACGCCGGCUCGGUCACAUCUACGGCCGUCUUGGAAAUCCAGUCGCUCCCGGUCAUCAACAUCCGCCCUGGCCCUUCACCCUACACCGUCAGUAUUGGGGAGCCGGUGCGUCUCGCGUGUUAUGCCCAGGGAGACCCGGCGCCAUCCGUCUCCUGGAAGAGGCUGCAGGUCAACUUCCCGACCCCAAUCCCAAGUGCGUCAACCAGUCCCGGCGUGGCUGAGUACGUCAUCACCAGCGUCUCCCAGGCUGAUGCAGGAACCUACGUGUGCUCCGCCCAGAACACUGCUGGUACAAGCGAGGAGAGGCUCCAGCUCCUCGUACAAGACAGUCUGCCGAUCAGCACUCGUCCUCCUAUCAUUCUGCCGCCACCUGAAAACAACGGCAGUGGCACUACUGGGGAUGGCAGGGUUGUCUAUGUGCCAGCAGGAAGUGCCUACGAGUUCACAUGCUCAGGAUAUGGACCAGCAGCGGAAGACAUUGCGUUCACCUUCCGACGCAGCGACAACCGCCCUCUGCCCCAGGGGUCACGCGUGGAUGACAACGUUCUCUACCUGGUCAACGUGGAUCAGAACGCCUCCGGAGAGUACGCCUGUGUGGGCAGCGAUCGCGUAUCCGGCAUCAUCCGCUUCACCAUCUACACAACCAUUGAAGUGCUCGUGCCUCCUCGCAUCAGCCUGGACCCAGCCCGGCAGGUGGUGCCUCCCGGGGAGAUUGUCCAGAUCCGCUGCUCUGCCACAGGACCACAGCCCAUCACCAUCAAUUGGACGAAGGAGGUUGGACGCAUGCCAUCCUCUGUCAUCAUCAACGGCGGGGAGCUGACUUUCCUAAGCAUCGCUACGACUGACGCUGGCCGCUACAUCUGCGUCGCGAGGAACAGCGGCGGAACAAGCAGAGCCGUGGCUGAGGUGCUCGUCAACGCCUACGAGGGAAUCCUGAGCAACACCAUCUUUGGGAUCUCCGAGGACCUCUAUUUCGACGACCUGGAGGGUGGGGAUGACGAUGACGACAGCUACAGUGGCGACGACUCCUCCUCCACCCCCGAUGAGGGCUACUUCCUGCAGAUCGGCGAGGAGCAUAGGUGUAAAUUUGUCUGCAACGACCGGAGCAUCUGCGUCUCGCCUUACGAAAUGUGCGACGGGAAGCCGGACUGCCCUGAGGGGGAGGAUGAGGAGGGUUGCUACUUUGACACCCUGAUGACAACCUGUGAUGACUCUCCGUGUGGCGACAAGCAGUGCAUAGCCAAGUACAAGGUGUGUGAUGGGAUACCUGACUGUAGUGACGCAGGCGAUGAGAAGGACUGCUACGAUGACAUAUUCGACAAGAGCGCGUGUUCCGAUUUCUUCAAAUGCGGCGACGGCUCCUGCUAUUUCUUCUAUCUUAACUGCGACGGCGAGUGCGACUGCAACGACUGCAAGGACGAGAAAGUGUGCUUGCGGCGGCGGAGACACAAGUCGCACGAGGAGCCGCUGUUGACCGCCAUCGACCCUGAGAUGACGCUGUACGUGGGCCAGACGGCUGUACUGCGCUGCGAGACCUCAGGCAUCAACCCCAGCGACGUCAGGUGGAGCCGCAUCAAUGGCCGCCUCCCACCCAACGCCCUGGCCAGAGAGAACACGCUUAGGCUGCCACUGAUCCAGGUGGAGGACAGCGGGGAUUAUCAAUGCGAGGCCGUGCUGCCUUCGGGAAGGAGCUCGUACGACGUUAUCACCCUCAUCGUCAGGAGCCCCCAGACAAGCAACAUUCAAGUCCGCUCCAUUCCAUCUGACAUACGGAGGGGCGAGGAUGUAGAGCUGGUCUGCGAGGUGGAGAAUGAGCCUGCCGCUGCCAUUUCGUGGAGGCGGAUGGAUGGCGAGCUUCCACUAGGCGCCCAGACCUACGGGAACAGACUGAGGAUCCCCAAUGCGCAAACCGGCGGGUUAUACCUGUGCACGGCGACCACCAGGCAGGGAGUCUUUGAGGAGCGUUACAACUUCAUUAUAAGAGACAUCAUCUCACAGUCCGAAGACCGCUAUGACUCGAUCGCUCAGCAGCUGCGCUCGGAGAACACUCGAUCGGUUGAGCUUGGCCUGAGCGUCACCAUGGAGUGCAGUCUGUCCCUCCCUGGACCCGUCUCCUACACCUGGAGCAAGAAGGAUGGAAAGCUGCCUGCCAGUGCCCGUGGCGAUAAUUCGGUCCUGGACAUCCAAGAGGUGCGGGCGGAGGACGCUGGCAUAUAUGUGUGUACGAGCAGGAACGAGGAGAGGAGCGUUGACCUGCCCACCCUGCUCAUAGUGACAGGGGUAGUGCCAAGGUUCAGCGGAAACUCCUACUUGUCCAUGCAGACUCUCUCACGAGCCUACCUCAUGUUCGACAUUGAGAUCUCCUUCAAACCCGAGUCUCCAGAUGGCCUGAUCCUCUACAACAGCCAGCGACCAGGGCCUGACGAGGGUGACUUUGUGGCUUUCGGACUGGUCAACGGCUACCCAGAGUUCCGCUUCAACAUUGGUGCUGGUCCGGCCUCCAUCACAGGCACCGAACCUCUUGAGAUGAACCAGUGGCACACCGUCAAGCUCUCACGCAACAGGAAGGAAGGCCGAAUGGUUGUGAAUGGAGGUGAGCCGCUGGUCGGGGUCAGUCAGGGUCGGUUCCUUGGCCUGGACCUGGUGGAGCCUCUGUACUUGGGCGGCGUUCCAGACUUUGCGAACGUCCACACUGAAACUGGCAUGACGAGCGGCUUCAAGGGCUGCAUCAGUCGCCUAGUGACCGGAAACACUCUCAACACGGCCUUUGUGCUGAAUGCCGUCGAGCGGGUCGGCAUCACAGCUUGCCAGACGUGCAACUCCAGCCCGUGCCAGAACAACGGGGUGUGCCAGGAGGCCUACAACGAGCGUGGACACAGGUGCUUCUGUCCGGCCGGCUACCUCGGAGACCUCUGUGAAAAUGCCGGCGAAUCCUGCUACCAGGGCGCUUGCGGAUUGGGUCGCUGCGUCAACAAGCCAGGCGGAUUCGAGUGUUACUGUCCCUUCGGCAAGAUCGGCGAGCGCUGCGAGCAGGACAUUGCCAUCUACGAGCCGGCCUUCGGUGACGAGUCGUACAUCGCCUACCCGAGGCCAUGGGCGAGGCAGAGGUUUGCCGUCGACAUGAACUUCAAGCCCGAGACCCUGGACGAUGGUGUGCUGAUGUACUGUGCCCAGCGGGAGAGCGGGUCAGGGGACUUCACUUCCCUCGCCAUCCGCAACAAGCGACUUGAGUUCCGCUUCAACUCCGGCAGCGGAACGGCGAACAUUCAGAGCGAUCCGAUUACCGAGGGAGAUUGGAUCAAGGUACGAGUGAACAAGACAGAGAAGUUGGGAUCCCUGAGAGUGAAUGACGGACCUGUUCUGAGCGGUGUGUCUCCAGGCAAGAACUCGGGACUUAACCUCCUCACACCCUUGUUCAUUGGAGGCGUUGACCAUUCCCGCAUCCAGGUGGCCUCCGACGUGGGUGUUACUAAGGGCUUCAGAGGCUGUGUGUCGGAGGUUUCCGUGAUGGACCGCAAGGUACCACUGAACGAGGCACCUCUGGACUCGGCUAAUGUUGGUCAGUGUGACGGUGGUGCCUCCCCCUGCUCCCGCUCCCCCUGCCAGCACGAUGCAGAGUGUGUGGAUGACCCCGGCUCCCCCCGCGGCUACUCCUGCCACUGCCACGAAGGAUAUAGCGGAGACAACUGUGAGCAAAAGCCUGGCGUGUGUAAUAUGAUCCAGCCUUGUAAGAACGGAGGCGGCUGUGUGGGCCAGGGACAUGUCUACACCUGCCUUUGUCCCAUUGGUUUCGCUGGGCAGCACUGCGAGCAUGUUGUCAAGAGGAUCGGAGCUUCUGCAGCCUUCUCCGGCAACUCAUGGGUGGAGCUGAACCGCACUCUACUGCCCCAAGAAUCCGGUGAGCCUCAGACCAUCAGCUUCGAGUUCAGGACCCGCAAACCCAACAGCCUCCUCUUCUGGUACGGCCAAGAUGAAUCGCACACCGGCAAGGGACAGGACUACAUAAGCAUUGCCAUCAAGGGCGGAUACGUCGAGUUCAGUUACGAGCUCGGAGGUGGACCGGCCAUUCUGCGAUCCCAGUCUCUCGUGGAUGAUGGUCACUUCCACACCCUGUCAGUGGAGCGGACCGGCCAGCGCGGCGUGUUAACUCUCGACAAUGAGGAGCCGCAGGUCACUCACAGCCCUGGACAGCUGCACAUGCUCAAUGCCGAUGGGAAUAUUUACAUGGGCGGCGUUCCAGACUUCCCUCUCAUGACGGGUGGCGCGCACACCACUGGCUUCUUCGGCUGCAUCCAGCAACUCAGCAUCGGCGGACACUCCAUCGACAGCUUCCUCGACCGCGCCGUCUCUGGGGUCAAUGUUGUGCCUUGCCCUCGGUAUCACAAGGGACGACGUAGGGAGGUAGAGCUGCCCUCCUCCUCCUCUUCUUCCUCUUCCUCCUCCUCUUCUUCUCCUUUGCUCUCUGAAGUCUCACGAAACAUCAUCUUGGAAUAUCACGAUCACUCUCAUUCUCUUCUCUCCUCACCACCUCCACCACCACCACCUCCACCACCACCACCACAAGAUCUCUAUUACUCAUCUCCAUCCUCCUCCUCCUCCACCUCCUUCUAUGCCUUACUCUCCUCCUCCUCCUCGUCUUCUUCCUCUUCUUUAUCAGCAUCCUCGGACACGUCUUCCUCCCUAUCCUCCUCCUCUUCCUCCUCCUCCUCUUCUCCACUAACCAAGAAGAUUCAGUUGGUGCUUGUUAUCUCGAUCCUCCCUCAGCUUGCAUUCCACUAACACUACUCUAGCAAGUGGACGAGGAGGACGGAGAAGGGGGGAACGAAGGGGCUAACUCACCUAUACCCGACCACUCAGAGCAACCCAGGAAACAGCAACAGCGAGAGGACUCACUCAACUCCGAUCUUCAAGUCUCUCAAUCAACACAGCCACUGCAAUGAUCAACUCGACCAGUCUUCCGGCAAAGGGGGACUUGAAGGGGGUGACUGAAGUACAUACAGAUGUCUCAGAACCCAAGAAAUAGCAUCAGAAACACCAUGAAAUCAACUCUUUUUAUCCAACUCUCUCUAUCAACAAGGAUCCUCUCUACCAGUCUUCCGGCAAAGGGGGACUUGAAGGGGGUGACUGAAGUAUAUACAGACGUCUCAGAACCCAAGAAAUAGCAUCAGAAACACCAUGAAAUCAACUCUUUUUAUCCAACUCUCUCUAUCAACAAGGAUCCUCUCUACCAGUCUUCCGGCAAAGGGGGACUUGAAGGGGGUGACUGAAGUAUAUACAGACGUCUCAGAACCCAAGAAAUAGCAUUAGAAACACCAUGAAAUCAACUUCUUUCAUCCAACUCCCUCUUUCAACAAGGGUUACCUCUACGAGUCUUCCGGCAAAGGGACACUUGAAGGGCUAACUCAAGUAUAUACAGACGUCUGAGAACCCAAGAAAUGGCAUCAGAAAUACCAUGAAAUCAACUUCCUUCAUCCAACUCCCUCUUUCAACAAGGGUUACCUCUACGAGUCUUCUGCCAAAGGAACACGUGAAGGGCUAACUCAAGUAUAUACAGAUGUCUCAGAAUCCAGGAAAUAACAUGAGAAACACCAAGAAAUCAACUCCUUUCUUCAAUGUUCUCAAGUCGGCAUUCAACUCCUUCUUUCCUUCAUCAAGUCAUGCUGCUGUGAGGAUUAACUACACUAGUCUUCCAUUGCAUUUAGUAGAGAGUUUCAAUCCACAGAGAGAGAGAGAAGGAGAAGAAAUGAAUGCCCACAGGGAGAGACAGAGAGUUGGAAGGCAGUUGAAUGUACAGAGAGAGAAGAAAGGGAGAGAAAUUGAAAGGAUGCAGAGAAAACAUAUGAAAACAGAGAGAGAAAGAGAGAUAGAAGAUAGAGAACAGCUGAACAUACAUAUACAACAGCUAGAAAAUCAUAUAUAUAGAGAACACAAAGAGAGAAGUAUUGAAUAAGCAGAGAAACCGGAAGACGGAGAUUGAGAGAGAAGACACGUCCACUCGCAAAUGCUACAACUCACCACCCAUCAAUCUCAACUCAGCCGCUGCAAGAAUCAACUCAACAAGUCUUCCAAUGCAGAAAAUAAAGAACUAAUCGACCACAUGGAAACAGACCAGCCUGGACCUAUACUCUCAAACGUAUCGACUCCCUUCUACGCCUAUUUUAAAAGCCUCUCGUGGAAGCUGUCACGUGUAGGAUUACCAUUGACUCUUUCGUGAUGCUGGGCGCUAGGUUAACACGGCUGCUGCAUCUUGAACAGGGGAAUCACCAAUAAGGACCUGGUUAAUCCUCCUUGUAGCUUUGGGAAAUAGACGUAAUGGGAGCCUUGUACGUUUAAGGGUAUGGUCCCGCCUGGUACACAAACACACACUUCCUAGCCACUGGUAAAACUAACUGUGUGUCUGUAUUGAGUUAGUGGCUCCGAUGACUGACUGACUCUGUUCCUAGUCUUCCAAUGUUGCCUCGGAAAUACUACUUGAAUGAAAGGACGGAAAGAGAGAGAGAACGGAGAGUAAUUAGACACUGCCACCACUGAUAUUUCCUCCUCCUCCUCCUCCUCCUCCUCCUCCUCCUCCUCC